Chiloscyllium plagiosum (whitespotted bambooshark) is the source of this 3834-nucleotide messenger RNA. It is a transcript of the gene ncdn, whose product is annotated as neurochondrin. Gene Ontology annotation, biological process: neuron projection development; regulation of neuronal synaptic plasticity. The record is from RefSeq and is a predicted model, not a curated record. Lineage: Eukaryota; Metazoa; Chordata; Chondrichthyes; Orectolobiformes; Hemiscylliidae. Gene Ontology annotation, cellular component: dendrite.
GGCGGGUUGAGAGGUCAUUGUAGCCCGGCUGUUGUUUGACAGAAGGAGUGUCGCAGUUGCGAUUACACUAAUGGCAUCAAAUUCAGAAAAUCCAUGUGCAACUGAAGAUAUGGCUAGAAACAAGACACUGGACCGAUGUCUUCAGGUUCUACAAGAAGCAAAAAAUGAUAGUGAGCAGUUUGCAGCACUUCUACUGGUGACCAAGGUGGUGAAGGCUGGUGAAAUAGAUGCUGCAACCCGUCGACAGAUCUUUGAUGCAAUCGGAUUCUCUUUCCCAAAUCGGCUACUUAUUACCAAGGAGUCUCCGCAUGGCUGCCCCAGUCAAAUUUUCCAAUCUCUUGGCAUGACUCUCCUUGCAUGUUUUUCGACAAAUCCGGAAUUGGCUAUUCACCCACAAAUCCUCAACAAAAUCUCCAUUUUCAAUGAAAUUAUUUGUUCAGAAAUGGAUGCUGGAGCGGAUAUUGCCACAUUUACAUCAAUGAUUGAUGACUCCUUCCAGUGUCUCCAAGCAAUUUCUGCCCACCCUCAGGGUCAGAGACAUCUCUUAGAUGCAGGAACAGUGUCUGCAUUAUGUCAGGUUUAUCUAAAUCAAAGUCAUGGCCACAUGCACGCUUUGUGUCUUCUUGUCAGUCUGCUGAACACGAUGGAAACCAAAUGUUGGAAAUCUAAUAAAUCCGACCUCUUGAAGGUUCUGAACAAACUCAGUGAACAGUUUGCUACAGAAGAAGAUAAUCAGAAAUUUGAGUUGUGCAACAUAUUGCAGCAUUUUCUACCUGCUGCACCUAUCCUAACUGAGGACUCAUCUCUCACUGGGUGCUUGAAAAAUCUUUAUACUGGUCUGUUCAGCAUACUCAGCAGUAAACUGAAUAGUUCACAACGAGACCCUGCCCUGAAACUUGGUGGCCUCUUAGUAACUGUUUAUGGUUCAGACUGGAUCUUGGCAGAAAAUCCUGAAGCUAGCCGUAAAUUUUUAGCAUUGAUGGUGAAUCUUGCCUGUGUGGAAGUUCGAAUGUGUUUGGAAGACUCAAACCUGGAUGCAACUCGCUUUAAACCAGAUGUCAUCACGGCCUGUUAUAGUAUCAUUGAGUUUGGAAUGAUGGUUUGUGUGCUGGGAGAGAAAGUCUGUUUUACAGAAACUGAAAGUCGCCAAUUAGUACGGAUAAUGGUGGAAGCUUUUGGAGCAGUCAUUUGCUAUUUUAAGCAGGUUACAGAGGAACAGCAGUGGGAUCCAUUUCUGUUUGCCUCAGUCCGAAUCCUGGGUGCUUGGAUGGCUGAAGAGACCUAUGCACUCAGACAGGAAAUCUGUGAUGUGCUGCCUUUUCUGAUUUGUUAUGCUCAGAAGCUGUUUGAAUGUCCAAUAAAAUCCAAUGACCUAAACAAUCAAGUGAAAGGACUAUCAUUGGCUGAUAGACCCGAGGUAACAAAGUGGUCUGAAGAUGCCUUGAGAUUUCUGUUGCCUGGAUUUUGUCACCUUUCAGCUGAAGAUGUCCCUCGGAGGAUCUUAAUUUCAUGCGAGUUUCAUGUUUUGCUUCUUCGUUAUUUCACACAACAGUGGGAAGUCUUCAGUUCUUCCAAAAAUGCACCAAUUUUGCCAAAUGAUGCAGAGAUGAGUCUUCGAACAGCUUGUGGAAUUUUUCUGAACCUUGUGGUAACGGAGCCUGCACUGAUCAGGCAGGAAGAAUGUUUCUCAUCUUUACUUAGCUUGUUAAUGGAAUCCUUGCAGUCUUUGCUUUAUAGCCAACAUCACCUGAUUCUUGCUGCUAAUUUCACAACUUUGGGCUUGAUGAUGAGUCGCAUACUUGCUGACACACCAGUGUUACAGGGAACUACAGUGUCGAAGGGCUUUUUCCGAGGGGCAAUUCACUUUUUGUCAAAAGCACAUACAACGCAGCUGAACACGAUUGAUGACCAAACCCAGAUUGUGGUGGCUGAGAGAUACCAAAAAGCUUGGGAUCAAAUCUCAGAACUUUGGUUUCUGGGAAUGCAGGCAUUUAGUAGUUGUGUACCUUUGCUACCAUGGCUACCACAAAGCGUAAUUGAAUCAGAAUGGUUGAGUCACAUUUUUGAUUUGCUAAAUAAGUGUUCUCCCAUGACUAUGGAGUUUGACCUCAUUGCUGCCUUUCAGUGUGUUUUAGCUGAACUGGCCAAGAACAGCAAACCAUGUAGAGACAUUAUAUUGUUAAAUAAUGGUGAGGAGAAAGCCAACCUGUAUGGAAUGGCAGCUUUGGAGCAGUGUGUUUCUCAAAAUUACUGACAAGCCAACCUCAACGCAAACUGGCCAAGGAAUGAUCUGAAGAGGCUUGGAGCUUGGCUGUACUUCCUUGUAAAAUGCUGGUUAAGAUUUUUUUUUAAAUUAACAUUUUAUUUAAUUUUAGGUUUUGAAGAAUUUGACAUUUGCUGGUUACAUUUGAUCAUUCAGCUAUUUUGGGAAUUGGUUUAACUUAGGAGAUGCAACAACUGCAGCUCUCUUUACUCCACACAUUCUCUGCUACGCUCACUCCUUUCAUCUUUGGUUGCGAGAAGUUCUAAAAUACAGCCCUCUUAUAUAAAUACUUCAUAAUCAGUAUUGUACAAUAAAAAAAUAAAUUUUUGACAGUUGUGAAUCAGAAAUGCAAGAAAUAAUGACUUUUUUACAGCAUGGAAUUAGUUUGAGUUUACUGCACAGCUGUAUCAUUGACUAAAAAUCCAAGCUAGUUUGAAUAGAAAAUGCCCACAUCCUGUUAUGGCUCAGCUGGUGCUAAAUAAAUCAGUUUGGAUCAUUUUAAUCCAGUUUUUAAUGGGAAAGAGAUUGCAUCACAGAAAUCCUCAGAUGUGGUAGAACUUGUCCAGACCAAAUUGUCAGUUUGAAUACGAUACUUUUAAAGAAAUUAUAUAUGGAUGCUGCGGGGAGGAGUUGGGCUUCUAAGUUGCUAUUUUAAGCCAUAUAAUUGAGGCAAAAUCUCAUCAUCGAACCACCUUACCAGAAUGAAAAUCGGACUUGUUCGGACAAGCAUAGAAAAAUUCGAAGUAGCUUAAAAUGGAACUGUCAGUAAGACACUUUAGGUCUUGUAGAAUUGGAUCCCAUUAAAGUAUCAUUUUGUUAUGUCAUUUUCUGUGCAAAAAAUUACUGCUGUGAAUUUUUAGUUUAUCUCCUGUAAAAUUUCACUGCUUAGAUAGGAUAUCAUUCUAUUGUCUGUCCUCCAGAGAUGAUGUGAACUCCUGUUUAUAGCUGUCAUUAUCUUUUGGCAACUUGAUAUUGGAGGAAUAUCAUUGGAGACAAUGGUUCCAGAAGGGACAAAAAAAAGCUAGGUAUGUGCAUUGAAACAUUAUUUUUCAAAUUGAGCCAGCGAAUGUUUGGAAGACAGCUGUGGUGAAACAUAGAUUUUUGUCUGUUUUACCUGAAAAGGGUCUUUGGUAUGCCAGUGAUGUUAUGACUCAACACUGCGUGUGCAUGUGUGUGUAUGUGUUGGCAGGAGGAAGGUGGUGGUGUUAUUCUUUUAGAUCAAUUUCUGGUGUUCUAUUCAUGAAUUGUCUUUAACAGUUCAGAAUCUUUUCUGUGAUGAGGGAGCAUAUCCCGUAGGUCCACCGUCUUUUCUUUCUUGUUAUAAGACUCAAAAUAUUUUUUAAUUCCCAAUUUCAAAGUUUGGAACAAUUCCCAAUUGUCUAAUGUAAUUCCUAAUUCAUCUAAAUAUGUCUUAAGCUAUUACUUUAGUGCUGUAUAUGAAGUUAAAGAAAAUAACUUGUACACUGCUUCUAUUAAAGAACAUUAGAGUCGAAAAAGGUGGUACUGGAAAAGCACAGCAGGUCAGACAGCAUCAGAGGAGCAGAAGAGUCUAUGUUUCGGGCAUAAGACGU